AUGGUAAAAGAAGACGUUUUACACUAUGCAAGUGCUAAAUAUCAAUACUUUGCCCGCGAUAUGAAUUUGCUAACGAUUGGAUAUGGUUGCACGUGUGGAUGGACGAGUCCAUCAAUAAUUUUAUUGACAUCAGAUGAAACACCAUUGGUGUCUGGCAAGAUUACUAUGGACGAAGCUUCCUGGCUUGCAUUCUUGAUUUGUGUGGGUGGUAUAUUGGGAAACAUAUUUUUUGGAUUCAUUACCAAUCGUUUUGGUCGAAAACUACUGCUAAUUCUCAUCUCUAUUCCAACCAAUGUGAACUGGUUAAUUAUUUUCUUUGCAUCGAAUGUCUAUCAACUUUAUGUCGCCCGGAUAAUUGGCGGUUUUGUCGGUGGUGGUGUAUUUGUGAUAAUUCCAUUGUUUCUAUCGGAAAUCGCAUGUGAUCAAGCUGGACGGAAGUUUUUAUUUUUGGUAUCAACUUUCGGCACUGCCUUGGGCCUUAUUACAUUGAGAGUAUAUAUGAUGCUGAAAACGUGGAAAUACAAUGUCGAAGAACUUAAUUGGAUACCAAUUGCAAGCUUUUCUUUUGUAAUUUUCGUUGCGUCAUGUGCAAUUUUGACAUUGCCUUUUCUUGUUAUCUCCGAAAUAAUACCCGAAAAUCUGAAAGAAUUUGGCGUAUCUUUUUGCAUGACACUUCUGUGGUCGUUUGCAUUUAUCAUACUAAAAUAUUUACCACUUCUCACCGGAACGUUGGGAUUCCAUGGAAGUAUGUUUUUAUUUGCUGGCGCAUGUUUGUCCGGCGCGAUUUUCAUCAUGUUCUACAUGCCUGAAACAAAGGGCAAAUCAUGA
Molecule: messenger RNA, 828 nt
Organism: Contarinia nasturtii (swede midge)
Lineage: Eukaryota; Metazoa; Arthropoda; Insecta; Diptera; Cecidomyiidae
Product: facilitated trehalose transporter Tret1-like
Exons: 5
Coding region: 1-828 (275 amino acids)
Biological process (GO): transmembrane transport
Cellular component (GO): membrane
Molecular function (GO): transmembrane transporter activity
Source: RefSeq, a predicted model, not a curated record